Molecule: messenger RNA, 1461 nt
Organism: Mesorhabditis spiculigera
Lineage: Eukaryota; Metazoa; Nematoda; Chromadorea; Rhabditida; Rhabditidae
Source: the annotation of a GenBank genome assembly
AUGGAAGUUGAUGGAGAAGAUAGUAACCCGCCAGCGCGGGGUCUGAAAGACAAACUUGAGGCGGACCUCGAGAAGGAGAAUGGCGCGAGCGGCGACGGAAAACACGAUCGCAGCCGGGAUCGCUCGAAAUCGAGGGAGAAGGACAAGAAACGGAAGCGUAGCCACAGCCGCGAUAGGAAGAAGAGAUCCCGUUCCAGGAAACGCUCUCGUCCCGCUCUCGUGAUCGCCGUCGUUCGCGCAGCCGUGACCGCCGUCGUAGCCGUUCCAGCGGCCGAGGUGGUGGUCGUCGAAGCCGAUCGAGGGAUCGUCGAGACAGCCGUAGACGUUCACCAAAGUCCUGGUCCGGUUCGCAGGCUGCCCGGCCCCGAGCGCCGUGAUGUCAUGCCAUUCGAGCCCAGCGGUAGCCCUCCCCCUGGUGUCGACAAGAAUAUGACAGCUGAGGAGCGAGAUCAACGUACCAUCUUCAUCCUACAAAUCGCCCGCACCACUCGACCGCGCGACAUGGAGGAGUUCUUCUCGUCAGUCGGUAGUGUGCGUGACGUGCGCAUUAUUACAGACAGUCGUACUCGACGCAGCAAGGGUAUCGGCUAUGUCGAGUUCUGGGAAGAAGAUUCGGUACCUUUGGCCUUGGCGCUCAAUGGGCAAAAGCUGCUGGGAGCUCCGCUCGUUAUCCAACGUACGUGUGCCGAACGCAAUCGCGCAGCUGCCGCAAGUGCUACGAUAGGAGGAGCCCUCGGCUUCGGUGCGAACAACAAGGGGCCCGUCAAGCUUUGCGUGUCGCAGCUUCAUCCCCUCGUCGAUGACACGAUGCUCUCUGGAAUUUUCGACCCGUUCGGACGUAUCGAGGAGAUGAACAUGGAGACUGACGCUCAUGGUCAACGCACCGGAACAGCAUUCAUCACGUUCAAAUAUGCCGAGGAUGCCACAAAGGCCAUCGAACAGCUGAAUGGUUUCGAGGUGGCCGGCACUUCAAUGAAGGUCGUUGCUUGCGAGGGCCCGUCUUCUGAUCAGGCCGCCCCUGUUUCGAUGCCCGGAUUAGGUCACCCAAGUCAGGCAAACUAUGGCCAGCAGCCAGAUAUGGGCUACAAUAGCAUGCCGCAGGAAGAACUGGGCCCGGAUGUGCCGAAUAUUGCCACCCACUGUUUUAUGCUAACAAACAUGUUCGACCCGACGAAGGAGUCUCAACAUGGUUGGGAGCACGAGGUCCGGGACGAUGUCAUCGAGGAAUGCAGCCGUUGGGGAGGCGCCGUGCACGUCUACGUCGAUAAGGGUUCGCACGAGGGCAACGUCUACGUAAAAUGCAAUUCGAUCUCGGUUUCGCACAAAUGCGUCCAGGCCCUGCACGGACGUUUCUUCUCUGGCAAGGUGAUCACCGCCAACUACGUUCCCCUGCAAUCCUACCACGACUUAUUCCCAGACAGCGCCCGCAUGACGAGCGUCCUGGUCCCAAGCACCGGCUAC